AAUUUAAAAGGUUCUUUCGAUUCGUGCGAUAGAAAUUUGAUUAAAGCUAAAGAAUCUGUUGUUGCAAAGCUUUCUUUUAGGAAAAUCAAGUGAGAUCGUUAUUUCAUAGAACUGUUUCGUAAGUUUGGUUUAGUGAUAAACAUCUGGUAAGGUUUAGUAAUAAGAUGUUUUGUGACAAUGAAUCACAAUUAUGAUAGUUUGUGUUCAUACAGUAUUAUGGAACAAAGUCUUGGUGAAACGCCUCAGCAACGAGUUUUAGCUAUAAGUAAUAAGGCUAGUCAAAUAAGCAUUGACAACACGAUCCCAGUCAGGCGCUACUUGAGGACGUUAAAAGAAAUGUCUCGCAUGGCGUCAGAAUACGAUAAGGAAAAAGACUACUAUAGUGCCUUUGUACUUUACAACAAAUUUUUAACUCUAUUUAUCGAAAAGCUACCAAAGCAUAGUCAAUUUAAAUCAUUACAGCAGAAUGAUAUUGAAAAUCUUAAAGAUUUGACUAAAGUUUGUUUGACUAAGGCGGAAGUUGUCAAAAAAACUUUGAUAAAAAUUUAUGAAAAAGAAUAUGCAAAAAAGAAAGUAGAAUUAAUCGCAAAAUUAAAGGCAGAUGAAGAGGCGAAAAGACAAGAAGAAAAGGCUCGCCAAGAACAAGAAGAAAAGGUUCUAGAACUUCAGAGGAAAGCUGAAGCUGCCAGUAAUGAAUCUGAAAGAAAAUCGGAGGAGGAACGUUUAAGGCGAUUCAAGGAAAAAGCUGAAAGAGAGAGAUUAGAGAAGGAAAGACAAAAGCAAGAAGAAAUGAAGAGGCAAGAAUUCUUAACAGAUCCAACUCCUCACUUUGAUAGGGCAUUAAAACCAGUUCAUAUUUCUUCGAAUCGCGGCAGUCAUCUCAAGCAAAUUUUUGUUCCUGGAGAUUUGGUUGAUAAAUUUGUUUCCUUAUCCAAAGAAUGUACAAAAAAAGGAAUAGAAUUUUGCUCCUUUAUUGGUGGAAAACUUAGCAAUAAUGCGUUUCAUGCAACCCACUUAAUAAUACCAAGUCAGGAAGGAACACCAGACUCUUGUGCUGCAAUAAAUGAGGAUGAAAUCUGGGAAGCCAUGAGUAGUAAAGAUCUCCUGCAGAUUGGUUGGAUUCAUACUCAUCCAACUCAAACCGCAUUUCUAAGCUCUGUAGACUUGCAUACAACUUUUCCAAAUCAGCAAAUGUUAGCUGAAUAUAUUGCAAUUGUCUGGUCUGGCAAGACAGAGAAUGCCAGAUAUUUAGCUCUUACUUCUUCGGGUAUGAAUACAGUAAGGCAAUGCACAAAAGCGGGCUUCCACGAACAUCCCGGAAGUGAUCCUCUAUUCGAAGAUUGCCAGCAUAUUGUUGUAAAUAAUAAGUUGUCAGUUCAAAUUAUAGACUUGAGUUAA
Molecule: messenger RNA, 1398 nt
Organism: Dimorphilus gyrociliatus
Lineage: Eukaryota; Metazoa; Annelida; Polychaeta; Dinophilidae
Source: the annotation of a GenBank genome assembly